AUGGGUCGCCCAAGUGUGUCGACAAUUCAUUCGUAUUUUAUAUUUAAUAAAAGUUUAAACGAAUCGGCGUGCAAAAAUUGCGAAUGCAAAAUAAAAGGAAAACAUGGCACGAAUCUAAAACGUCAUCUUGCUUCCCACCAUGAUGAAUUGCAUGAAGAAUAUAUGUCGAAAGAAUUGGAAAAAAAUAAUUGUUCAAAAAAAGUUACAAAAAAGGAAUCACAAGUUAAGCUAUUCAACUUUUUAGUACCCAAAGUUAAUGUACAACUCAAUAAAAAGAUAAUAUUAGAUGCGUGUAUUGAUCUUGUGACAGUCAAUGGACGUCCGUUCACCAUGUUAAACGAUACUGGCUUUCGUAAAAUACUGGAUCCUGUUUUAAAUGGACUUCAGGAGAAAAAAUUUACAAUCAACUCUUACUCGAUUAAGAGACAUGUACAUGCAGAGUCGCUUCUCAUACAAGAUGAAAUAGCUAAUGAAGUUCAGUCCAAACUCAUUUCACUCAAACUCGAUGGUGUUACUAGACUAAAUAGAGCUUUUUUAGGUAUAAAUAUGCAGUAUAUAGUUGAUGAUUGUAUUAAGCUCAGGACUUUAGGAUUAGUAGAACUGACAGAAUCCCAUACAGGAACAUAUUUAAAAGAAACAAUUCUUAAUAUUCUCAAAAAAUUCAAAAUUGAACAAAAACAAUUGUAUACGAUCACUUCAGACAAUGGUGCAAACAUGUUAAAAGCAAUAAACUUGGUCGAAGAAGAAAUUUCAGCAACAGUUGCAGCUACAAUAGAAUUGAAUAAUGAGUUAAACAAUGAUAGUAUUGAAGAUACAGCUGAUGUCAGUUCAGAAUGUUCAGAAUCUUAUGAUAGUAGUGACAGGCAAGACAUUUUUUUCAAAUCAUAA
Macrosiphum euphorbiae (potato aphid) is the source of this 888-nucleotide messenger RNA. The record is from the annotation of a GenBank genome assembly. NCBI's taxonomy places the organism in Eukaryota, Metazoa, Arthropoda, Insecta, Hemiptera, Aphididae.